Molecule: messenger RNA, 3377 nt
Organism: Biomphalaria glabrata
Lineage: Eukaryota; Metazoa; Mollusca; Gastropoda; Planorbidae
Product: tumor necrosis factor receptor superfamily member 16-like
Exons: 7
Coding region: 226-1314 (362 amino acids)
Biological process (GO): Rho protein signal transduction; positive regulation of JNK cascade; positive regulation of canonical NF-kappaB signal transduction
Cellular component (GO): cell surface; plasma membrane
Molecular function (GO): coreceptor activity; death receptor activity; nerve growth factor binding
Source: RefSeq, a predicted model, not a curated record
GUUUCUCCUCAUGCAUUAUAAACUAAGUCUGUUCAUUAAAUAUAAAGUCAAAAUGUAACUGUCUCAGAAAGAGUUUUCCGUUUAAAAUGUUACUAAGGUGUUUCCCCGUGACUUAACGUCACGUGCCGGAAUGUAGUUCCUAGUCAUUGAGAAAGAUUUCAAAAUGUCAUAGCCCCAAUCCAAACAGUGCUACACAGACUAAGACUAACCAAGUUUUCAUUCAGCAUGAGGAUAUUAUUGACGACACUUCUAGUCUUCUUAACGACACACCGUUACGAAGCAGCCAAAAAGAUCUCAAGUGUUAUUACAGCUGACACCAGGAAUUUGCCGGUACAAACUUGCAAGAAAGGAAAAUUUUUUUCCGAUAAGAGACAAGAAUGUGUGACUUGCAAAAAGUGUGAUUUAUUUUCCCAGGAGGUGCAGGCUUGCAGCGCCACUUCUAACACCAUUUGUGUACAAUGUUUGAGCGACACCGGCGACUUAAGUAAAAAAUACAAUCAUCCUGUGUGCAAACUCUGCAAACCUUGUGGGGCUGGUGAAUAUGUCGCAAGACCUUGCAAUUAUGAAAAGAUGCAAAAGACAAAAUGUAAACCUUGUGAAUCUGGUUCUUUCAAAGUGAUGACGUCAUUCUCCCCUUACUGUGUACCGUGCACAGACUGUGGCAAUAUGAUUGAGUUGGAGCAGUGUACAUCGUCCAGGGAUACAUCCUGCGGUCAGUGUAAACCUGGUUAUUUCCUGGACAGAAGUCGAUACAGCUGUUUUCCAUGUAGGUCAUGUAUGGACGGGGAGAAGACAAGAGAAGAGUGUGAAAAUGGGGACCCCGGAAAACUGUGUGGUGGAAUGGUCCUCAGGCCGCCGAUCAAAUACCCCAACUAUUUGGCAGCUCAGAGCAUUGUUAACAAUGUCAAGACAACUCUUACAACCAUAACAACCUUUUCAACCACAACAGCCAUUACAGACAAAGCCACAACAUCGACAAAUGCAGCAUUUCUACUGCUGAGCAGCGUCGAAAGCCAGCUUCACGAAUGGGCUUUGCUGGUUGCAGUCGUCAGCCUCAGCCUCGUUUUCGUCGCCGUUCUUGUCGUCUGCAUUACAUUCCUUGGUAUCAAGCUGCGCAUGCUCGACCGGCCAGCGAUGCCGCCGGAAAAACGGUCAAACCUAACAGAUAAUACUUUAAUUGUAUUACACUGUGAGGCGGCCAGUGGCUCCCACCUGUCAAAAUACUUCGAAAAGGAUCCAGCAGCUAACAGUUUGUAUUCCGAAUCUAUUUUUAGUGAUGAUUUGGCAAAACAAUGGUAUUUCGUAAAAAACUAAAAGAUGUAAAAUGUUUUUUUUUCUAUCAUUUAUUAGUUAUCAAUCAAAAGUUAUAAAGUCUACCAUUAUUAAACAUGUUUAAUGUAUAAUUGCAGGGCCAGAUUUACAUGUAAACAACAUAAGCUAUAGCGUAGGGCUCAUAUAAAAUAUUUAGCACUGACAUAUAGUAUCUGGACUUAUAAAUUGACUCGAAUGGGCCCCAUAUCUCAAACAGCUUAGGGUCUUUUCAAGUUUAACCACGGUAGUGUGUAAUGGUAUCAAAGGUAUCUCGCCUAAAUGUAGUGGUUUAUCGCGAGCACAUACACUCAGAUUCUGUCAGUACACAUAUCUGUGGUAUUUUACGUCAUGGCAAAACACAACUCUACGGGUCAAAGGUUAGGCUCUUUAGUAAUGCAUGGUUUUCAGCCUUCUUUCUUCUUCUGGUGUUUACAUCAUAUCUGCGAUCCCGGAACUCUCCUUUAUGAUUGAAGUUAAUGUGGAUCUAUUCUGUGCAUCUUGUUCCUAACUGAUGGAGUUGAUUCUAAAGAGUUUGCAUACAUCAGUAUAAGUGGACGAUCUCUACAAUACACAUAUAAUUUCGAUGAAUGCGUUGUGAGGGCCCACUUCUUGGUAGACAUGGACAUGUGCUGAUAGAUGGAAUGAUCUAUCUCAUUCAAAGUGUAAUCAAUAUUACCAACAGUGAUAGAAUUUAAAAUGGUGGGUUCAAUGAACUUUUAAAAAAAAACUAUAUCGACCUGUAAAUACUGUAUAAACACACGAUAAUGCACACUUAACAUUCAACAGUAAUAUGUUAGAAUGCCCGGAAGUAGUAUGUUAGAUUGGCAGGAAGUAGUAUGUUAGAAUGCCCGGAAGUAGUAUGUUAGAUUGACAGGAAGCAGUAUGAAAGUAAAAUUUGGGUAAGCUUCAGUUGUUGUUUUUUCUAUGUAAUGUGGCUAAUCUAAUAUUAGUUGGAAAUGAUUCUGAAAUACUUUUAACAUAUCAAACGCAACUCAGAGAUUUACUAAAGAUGCAAUUUGUUUAACUUAUCUUCUAAAAUGUUGUCGUGCAUGACGAUAUCUUAUUAUGUUGUAAUUUUAUUAUGUUUUUUUAUUCAUUGCUAUGGUUUAUUUAUGAUUGAAAUAUGAACACUUGAUCAUGGACAUAUCUUAAGAUGCAAACAGCAUUUGUUAUUUAUACCUCUCCAAUACAUACAUCGAUUUAUUGUUUAUUUUGUAAUUAGAAAAACAUAUAGGCCUACGUGUUAUUUAUUGUGAUGCAUAUAUUUUAUAUUUAUCAUAAAAACAAUAAAUUAUUUCAAACACAGUUGUUAAUUUUUCAAAGUCUUCAUCGGUGUCACUACACUAAAGAAUUUAAGAUUAAUAGAACAGAAAUGUUUUUCUUAAAUUCAAACUAGCUAAUUUCUAAAUAAUUCUUGCAUUUGAACAAACUUAUGAAUAAUUUAGAUUAGUAUAAUCUUGUAUCCCACCGCUGACACCUUGUUAAAUAAGAUACAAGCUCAGAAUAAAGCAAUAAGUGAGCAACUCACUGUUAUCGUCAAGACGGAAAUGUCUACUUUAUUAUACUGAGCGACCGCACCUUUCUGCAUCAACAAGUAGAAUUUGCAUUUCAAAUCUCAGUACCUCUAUUAGUAACCCCUUGUUAACGACUUUAAUAUUAAAUAUGUAUCGAAGUAAAAUCCUUAAUAGUUUCUGUUACAACUGUUAGUACAUCUACUAUUUAUGUGUGUUCUAGUUCGCUCUUUAUUUUAAUAGCAGUGUUAGUGUUAAUGCUUCAACAGCAAGCCUUUUCAAAUAUAUUUUUUUCUAGCUAACUAGAUAAAAGUUCAAAUAAGCUUGAACAUAACGAUGAAUACGUUCAUUAUACAUUUCAAACGUAAUUUAUAAUCAUUUAUUUUGUUAUUUUUAUCUUAUUAUCUUAUCUUAUUUUUUUUAUUUUAAUUCAUGCUUGUUUUUUGUUUGCUUAAGUAAAGUGUUGACAAACGACAAACAAACAAUAAAUCAUAUGUUUGAAAAUAUUGAAAACUUCAUUAAAAAAUAUAUAAUAAACAAAAUAUGAUUUCUGUU